Salvelinus sp. IW2-2015 is the source of this 1353-nucleotide messenger RNA. Its product is annotated as synaptotagmin-10-like. The record is from RefSeq and is a predicted model, not a curated record. Gene Ontology annotation, molecular function: phosphatidylserine binding; calcium-dependent phospholipid binding; clathrin binding. NCBI's taxonomy places the organism in Eukaryota, Metazoa, Chordata, Actinopteri, Salmoniformes, Salmonidae. Gene Ontology annotation, cellular component: plasma membrane; exocytic vesicle. Gene Ontology annotation, biological process: regulation of dopamine secretion; cellular response to calcium ion; regulation of calcium ion-dependent exocytosis.
UCUCUGUGGUCGCUCGUAGACAUCUCUAUCAGUCUCCUUGCUGUUGUCGUGGGUUUCUGUGGACUCGCCCUGUUGGUAGUCUCUCUCUUUGUCUUUUGGAAGCUGUGCUGGCCCAUCUGGAGGAGCAAGGCCCUCUCGUCCCACGUCAACAAUGGCCCCCGUGUCGGGAUCCCCGAGGCCCCUCCGCCGGCCCCCCUGCCCGUCACACCCCUCCACAAGGUGGCACCAAUGGAGGAGGAGAUGAAGCCUGUGUCAGUGGUGAAGGUGAACGGGCGUUGCAGCUCCGUGAAGCUGCUAGAGGCGGCCAUGAAGAUCAGCCAGACAUCCCCGGACAUCCCUGCUGAGGUGCAGACGGCUCUCAGGGAGAGGUUGGGCCAGCAGGCCAAGAUUCAGAGGCAGACCACCGACCCCACCUCGUCCUCCAGGCACAAUUCAUUCCGCCGCCAUCUGCCUCGCCAGAUGAACGUGACGAGUGUGGACUUCAGCAUGGACACGCUCCCCAUCCGCCAGUCGUCCACCGUAAGCAUCGGCCGCAUCAAGCCAGAGCUCUACAAGCAGAAGUCUGUGGACUCCGAGGACGGGACCCASGAGCCGGUGGAGACGUGCGGUAAGCUGAGCUUCUCCCUGCUCUACGACUACGAGGAACAGGCGCUGGURGUCACGAUCCUCAAGGCCCUGGAACUGCCGGCCAAGGACUUCACUGGCACCUCCGACCCUUACGUCAAGAUCUACCUGCUGCCAGAGAGACAGAAGAAGUUCCAGACGCGUGUCCACCGCAAGACGCUCAACCCCAYGUUCGACGAGGCCUUCUGCUUCCCCGUGGAGUACGACCAGCUGUGCAACCGCAAACUGCACUUCAGUGUCUACGACUUUGACCGCUUCACCAGCCACGACAUGAUCGGCGAGGUGGUGGUGGACAACCUCUUCGAGCUCUCCGACCUCUCGAGGGAGGCAGUGGUGUGGAAGGACAUUCACGCUGCGACCACGGAGAGUGUGGAUCUAGGGGAGAUCAUGUACUCUCUAUGCUACCUGCCCACAGCAGGACGGAUGACACUGACCGUCAUCAAGUGCCGGAACCUCAAAGCCAUGGACAUCACUGGCUCCUCAGAUCCCUAUGUAAAGGUUUCUCUGCUCUGUGACGGACGGAGGCUGAAGAAGCGGAAAACUACCACCAAGAAAAGCACAUUGAACCCGGUGUACAACGAGGCCAUCAUCUUUGACAUCCCCCCAGAGAACGUGGAACAGGUCAGCCUGUCCAUCAUGGUGAUGGACUAUGAACCGUGGCCAGGAAGAGCGACAAGCUUUGAGAGCCAGGGGUCUUGUCCUUCCCCCAAACCUCCACAAACUCCAUAG